GUCUAGCGGCAGGUGAGCGCGCGCCAUCGCCUCCUUCCUCGUGGCGCUGCAGAGCGGAGCAGCGGAGAGGAGCAGAGCGGAGGAGUCAUGGGAAAGCUGCAAGAAUUUGAAAUUAUCUUCAACAACAACAAGGUGGUUUACGGUCCGGGAGAGUCCAUCAGCGGGACCGUGCGUAUCAGAACCGGCACCUCGCUGCAAUAUAAAGCUAUCAAGGUGAACUGUCAGGGAUCAUGUGGGAUCUCCAACAAAAUGAACGACACAUCAUGGACUUUGGAGGAGCAGUACUUCAACAGCACCUUAUCUGUAGCUGACAAAGGAACAUUGGCGGCUGGUGAACACAGUUUCCCAUUCCAGUUUCUAAUUCCAGUUGCUGCACCGACGUCCUUUGAGGGGCCUUUUGGGAAGAUUGUUUAUCGCGUAAGGGCGGUGAUUGACACACCUCGCUUCUCAAAGGACUACAAAGCCCAGAAGCCCUUCUACCUGCUGAACCUGCUCAACCUCAAUGAGGUGCCAGACAUCGAACAACUAAGUUACGCUGUGACCACGAAGAAGUUCAACUACCUCCUGGUGAAGACUGGGACGUUGAUGCUGAAGGCCCGCAGUGACCUGAAGGGUUACAUCCCCGGGCAGGUCAUCAAGUUAGCCACUGAGAUCCACAACAAGUCUGGAAAGGACACGGGAUGCGUACUGGCCAGUCUGAUCCAGAAAGUAACCUACAAGACCAAGCGGCCACUGUUUGACCUGCGGGCCAUAGCAGAGGUGGAGGGAGCUGGAGUGAAAGCAGGCAAACACGCAGAGUGGAGGGAGCAGAUCAUCGUGCCUCCUCUUCCUCAGUCCGUGCUAGCUGGAUGCAGCCUCAUUGACAUUGAAUAUUUCAUUCAGGUGUCCCUAAAAUCUCCAGACGCAGUCGUGACUCUGCCCAUUUACAUCGGGAACAUCGCCGUGAACUUGUCCCCAUCGAGCACUAUUCCUUCUACUCCACAGCAGUGUGGUUCAUCCUCCACUGUCGCAUCAGCCACUGCCACAGGGGUGAUGCCCAGCGCCCCGCCGGCAGAGGAGCUUGGAGAGGAGAUGUGUGCAGGCGGCCCAGCCAAUGAGGAGAUCCCCACCAAGAGCCACUCUCAACAGGAUCCCUCCGGCCAACCCGUCACCAUGUCGCCAAGCGCCUUCAGCCACGCCCCAGGUGCCGCUCUGCCUCCCGCCCACUGGCAGCCUGACGCCUCUGCUCCCCUGUUCUGUGUGUCAACAGGAGCCACGAUCCCGUUCUUCACCGAGGGGAACGCCACGCCUGUCCCCACUUCCUGUUCUCUCAUCCUCCCGCCAGAGUACAGCAGCUGGGACUACCCACACGAGCCUCCACCCACAUACGAGGAAAGCUGCAGUAGCGGCGACUCUAGUUUCAACAGCAGACAGUAGCCGACAUGUGCCAGAUUUGGGUGAAAAAGUUUGAGCCGAAAUGAUGACAGAAUGAUGUUUGAGAUCAACGAAAUGUGGAACACUUUUAUUCUAACCUUUGAGUGUCAUUAGUUCCAUGUUACUGUUCGUGCUUCCCAUUAGAUGCAAGAUUUGUGACAGUUGACAGGAGCCAAUGUUUGCGAAAAUGGACAAAACUGAGUAUCGUGCCAUUAUCAAAUACCUGAAUUUGAAGGGAUUAACUCCCACACAAAUCCAUGCGGAUAUGGUUGGGACUUUAGGAGACAAUGCUCCUUCAUUUGCAACUGUGAAAAGGUGGGUAGCAGAAUUCAAGAGGGGCAGAGAAAGACUCGAAGAUGACCCAAGGUCUGGGCGACCUUCCACUGCCUCCACCCAGGCGAAUAUUGAUCGUGUUCGGUGAAUUGUGAGGGAUGAUAGUCGACUGACUAUUCGCCACAUAGCUGCUGCUGUUGGAAUCUCCCACGAGAGAGUAGAGAACAUUCUGUCUGCAGAACUUGGAAUGGCAAAGGUGUCCACUCGAUGGGUGCCGCGUAUUUUGACUCCUGAUCAAAAGCGAGCAAGACUGAUUGCAUCACAGGAGAACUUGAAGCGUUUUGAAGCAGAUCCAGCUGAUUUUGUGGAACGUUUUGUAACGCAGGUGGAGUGUUUGCUCCAUCACUUUGAGCCCCCUCCUAAGAAAUCCAAAGACCUUUCAUCUACUGGGAAAGUGGGAGUCUUGGUUUUUUGGGAUGCAAAGGGGCUUGUGUUUGCAAAGUACCUGCCAAAGGGGCAGCCUGUUAAUGACGAAUAUUACGCCAGCUCACUAAAGCAGCUACGUGAAGCUAUCAAGGUGAAACGCCCAAGCAUGUUGACAAAAGGUGUCUUGUUUCAUCAGUGUCCCUCCUCACAGGUCAGUUGUUGCCAUGGAUACUGCUGGACUGCAGCUUUGAAUUCAUUCCACAGCCGCCUUACUCUCCUGAUUUGGCACCGUCAGAUUUCCAUCUGUUCCCCAACUUGAAGAAACAACUGACUGGAAAACACUUUAAGGAUGAGAAUGAUGUGAAAUCUGCCAUUGAGGACGUCUUUGACAAGCA
This is a messenger RNA of Thalassophryne amazonica, 2507 nucleotides long. It is a transcript of the gene arrdc1b, whose product is annotated as arrestin domain containing 1b. Lineage: Eukaryota; Metazoa; Chordata; Actinopteri; Batrachoidiformes; Batrachoididae. Gene Ontology annotation, biological process: protein transport. Gene Ontology annotation, cellular component: cytoplasm. The transcript has 8 exons. The record is from RefSeq and is a predicted model, not a curated record. Gene Ontology annotation, molecular function: ubiquitin-like ligase-substrate adaptor activity; ubiquitin protein ligase binding. Bases 88 to 1416 code for a protein of 442 amino acids.